AUUCAACCUUUGAACUAUUCCUUCCCUCUUUUCCACAACCUUUCUGCUUCCAACACGAACAAGCCAAGAUAUUCAGUGAGUCGAAGCCCAAGAGAGUCGAAGAACUCUCGCCACUUUCUGCUGCGCACUUAGUCAGGUACGAUUGGUGCGGGUUCAGUUUACAGCAGGUCUGAUUGGCGUUCGAUAGGGAGGGUCGCCCCAGUUUUAUGUGAGCGCGAAGAUUUUGUCGACGGACUGUGGCACACACACAGAGAGGUAAUGAACACCCGAGAGAAUGUGGCACGGAGAGAUUUUAUUGUGAUAGUAUAGUGUGAAGUCCCUAUGGAACAAACUUACAGAGGGCCAGCGAGUUCUGUUGUGUAGUGACGCCAAACCUUUUGUGUGCAUAGCACCAGCAUCCUCCCAACUGGUCUACAAGCUGUAGGCUUCGACAGACACAUAAUGUCCACGGAAAAACUGACACAGAAGGCUUUGGAACAGCACGAUAAGAUCCACCCAAAGCUACAGUCCACGAAAGUCAGGGCUUCAUCCCAAAGCAAAGAUGAGCGAACCAGCAUCAAAGGCCGCACUCGCCACGUCAGUCGAAGCGAGUCGAACAAGUCUUUGCUCAACGGAUACCACCCUCAUCACGAAGGAGGCGGAGGAGGUCCGAACCAAAACCCUCUGGAGCGCCAGGCAUCUAAAGCCUCUCUACCAAUCGGUGGUCAGCACCGAGCCGGAAUGUCCGUUUUCCGGGUCGUGGCUGCAGCCAGAGCGUGGAAGAAACUGUCCCAGAGGAAACCACUGGUUCCGGAAAAACCCAAAGUCAGAAUGGAAAACACGUACCGGCUGGGCCCCGAACCCGAACACACCUUUAAACCGGAUAAAGUGAAAGCCGUCAUCAAAGACGUGCUCAGUGGCUUUCUGAGAAACUUUAAGUACACACCAGAAGGGUCCAAACAGAUGUGUUUGACGAUUUCUUCGGAAAUUAAGCACCGUGUGAAGAGGAUGAAUUUUCCUAGGUACAAAAUAGUCUGCAAUGUUAUCAUUAUGCAAAAUAAAGGUCAAGGUUCGCAGGUUUCGAGUCGGAGUGUGUGGAAUGUCGCGACAGAUUCCUACGCGUCCCACACGUUCAGCACCAGUCAAGUGGUUUGUGUAGGAAAUGUUCACGCCAUCUAUUUCGAAUAAAGACACACGAACCAUAAGGGCAGCCAAAGAAACGCUCUCAUAAUGACCUUAUGCAGUUGCCAGCGCCGUGAACCUUUUACCAAAGUGAAGCUACAGCACAAAGAACACCAAGAACAGCAAAUCCGGCAACAAGAACAGCAAUCUCAACAGCAAGAACAAUAAGUGAAACCAAAGAGUCUUCAUAACAAGAGGGUCCACUCCUCUCUUUGAGCCAAUUAAAAAAGUGUCUUCAAAAUUUGGUGGCGCCCUCUUCGCA
Molecule: messenger RNA, 1423 nt
Organism: Aplysia californica (California sea hare)
Lineage: Eukaryota; Metazoa; Mollusca; Gastropoda; Aplysiida; Aplysiidae
Product: tctex1 domain-containing protein 1-B
Exons: 3
Coding region: 442-1167 (241 amino acids)
Biological process (GO): microtubule-based movement
Cellular component (GO): cytoplasmic dynein complex; cytoplasm
Molecular function (GO): dynein intermediate chain binding
Source: RefSeq, a predicted model, not a curated record